Molecule: messenger RNA, 1566 nt
Organism: Arabidopsis arenosa
Lineage: Eukaryota; Viridiplantae; Streptophyta; Magnoliopsida; Brassicales; Brassicaceae
Source: the annotation of a GenBank genome assembly
UCUGAAGUCAUCACUUGACUUUUUCUUGCUUAUCAAGGAUUUAAAUAAGACAAACUGUAUAAUCUUCUUCCCUUGUAAACCGCUCAAUCAAUCAAUGAUCAUGUCUCGUAAAAUCAACUGGUUGAUGGUUCUGGUGAUCAUUGCUCUGUUUAAUCUUGAAAACUCACUUGGCAGGCUUGUUUUUGAGGGAUCCGCCGGGUUAAUGAAUGGUUUCACGACGUUGACGAACACAAAGAAGCACGCUUAUGGUCAAGCCUUCAAUGACGAGCCAUUCCCUUUCAAGAAUUCGAUCAACGGUAACGUGACUUCGUUUUCGUUUACCUUCUUCUUUGCUAUCGUCCCUGAGCAUAGACACAAAGGCUCUCACGUAUCUGCUCCUGCCGGUUACUAUGAUCAAAAGGGUCAGUUCAAAAACCUUUCUUUAAUCAGUGGAAAUCUACUCCGAGUCACGAUCUUGUAUAGCCAGGAAGAAAAACAGCUUAAUGUCACCUUAUCACCAGCAGAGGAAGCUAAUGUCCCAAAGUUGCCGCUUCUUUCACUGAACCAAGAUUUGUCACCAUAUCUUUCGAAGAAUAUGUAUGUCGGCUUCACAGCCUCCACGGGGUCGGUCGGAGCAAUACAUUACAUGUGGAUGUGGUAUGAAUUUACCUUUAUUAUUGUUCCACAACUGGAUUUUGCUAUACCAACCUUUCCUCCAUAUCCUAAGGAAGAGUCUCAGGUAAAGCUGAUAGUUCUUGUGACGUGCUUGACUUUGGCUCUCUUUGUUGCGCUUGCUGCAUCAGCUUUAACUUCUUGCGGUAGAAAACUGUUUGAGCCACGAGCAGAGUCGGAAGAGGCUAUUCUUACGAACUGGGCGAUUAAUCGCUGGGAAAACGGUGAUAUUGUAGAGGCGGCUACUGAAAGAAUUCGACAAGAUCAUGAUAAGGGACAGCUCGAGCUUGUUCUGAAGCUAGGAGUGUUAUGUUCGCACCAGGCUGAAGAGGUUAGGCCGGAUAUGGCUACGGUGGUUAAGAUCUUGAACGGAGUUUCUGAGCUUCCGGAUAACCUGCUUGAUAUUGUUAGAUCCGAGAAGUUGGAAAAUUGGUACGAGAGGUACAGCAAAGUGCUUGAUCCGGUGACGACGGUGGAGUCCAUAGGUAACUUGGCCAUUACGGAACCGAUACUUCCGUCGGGCAGACCAAGGUUGUUUCUCUAGUGGGCGUGCAAUCAAUCACAUGCUAAAAUCAUGAAAGUUCAGGCAUUUGGGAUAUAUAAUUGACUAUUAUGGGAGUGAUGGAGUUCUCGAAACUUGUUAGUGAUGGUUUUCCUAUUUAAUAAGCUCUUGUAAGAGGAGACAAUAGUAGUGUAUGUAUGGGUUUUGUUUUUGAGUGUAUUUCUAGUUAUAUUGUUCUCUUAUUACACUAUCGAUUUCUUUUGUGUGUUAUCUUAAAUCUCAAAAAUAUUGAACAACAAUUAUAUGUAGCGUGUCUAUUAUUAGUAUUUGCAGGCCUCGUCAUAGUUCAUGUUUUUCGUGUAUCUGAAGUUCUUCCUUGCUUAUCAAGAUACGUAUAAACAUCAAACGAAAGU